Messenger RNA from Suillus discolor, 690 nucleotides. RefSeq lists its product as uncharacterized. The transcript is spliced from 5 exons. The record is from RefSeq and is a predicted model, not a curated record. The coding region runs from base 72 to 563 and encodes 163 amino acids. NCBI's taxonomy places the organism in Eukaryota, Fungi, Basidiomycota, Agaricomycetes, Boletales, Suillaceae.
GUUUUUUGUUUGCGGUGGUCAAAACCCUAGGCGGCGGGUUUAAACUGUCCACAAAGAGAGUUCCUCGGUCAAUGGUGUUCAAGUUCGGGCCACACAGCCACUGGCCACAACCGCUUUGCGCACAUCCUGUAGUACAGUAUAUAAACCCUAAGCCUCCCAAACGCGACGAAGUUACCCAGUGGCACGAUAGCACCAACGUUGUUCUCGACUAUUGUCAGACCUAUCUGAACUAUGGCAGCGCCACGGAUGAUGUCCAAAGCUCUUCUCUCCGAAACAUGAACGGCGCGCUUUUGACCGACACCCGCCUUACCUAUGACGAGCGACUGGCCGAGGCACAAACAUAUAAUUAUCAAGCUCAGUACCUUAGCAUGAAGUUGCAAAUCCUAUAUCAUCGAGAGAACGGCUUGGACUACAGAGCGUGGGCUCAAAGAUAUGCUGUCUUACACGAGAGAGGUUAUGGAGCAAGAACAGCUGCAGCUGAUAAAGCAGCUUUGUCCGAUCCCUAUGUUGUCACCAUCGAUCCCCGGACCUUUGUGAUCUCCCGGCCGUCCUCUUUUCGAUGAUAGGACGUCGCGCUCCGCUUGGAUUCUGGGGCGACUAAUAUCCCAGUGUCUCAUUAAUUAUGUAUCGGCGGUUGUGUCGAAAAAUGUGUUGAAUACAUUAUUUGUUAUUAACAUGCACUACUAGUGG